Chiloscyllium plagiosum (whitespotted bambooshark) is the source of this 396-nucleotide messenger RNA. NCBI's taxonomy places the organism in Eukaryota, Metazoa, Chordata, Chondrichthyes, Orectolobiformes, Hemiscylliidae. The record is from RefSeq and is a predicted model, not a curated record.
CCAAAACCGUUCGUCUGCCCUUCCUUCAGGUGCACGGUCCACCGCUUGGCUGCGAAGAGGAUGAUCGCGGUCUUAGAAUCAGGACCCGACCGCGACAGUUCGGCCGUGAAGGAGCAGGUCAUUCAGAUCAGCAGCCGGGCCAACGUCAUCUCCUCCCAGACAGCCUUCAUCGCCAUCAACAAAGACCUCAACCAGCCACUGCAGGGCCCCAUGGUCAGGCGGAACGUCCCCCUCCCCAGGGCUUUUGGCUGUGCGCCGAUGGUGAUGUUACAAAGCUGCACCGCUGUCUAUCAGGGACCCAUGAUGGGUAAUGUGUGCUGCCAGUUUUUCAUGUGUGUGUGUGUAUGUCUAUGUGCGUAUGUCUGUGUGUGUCUCUCUGUGUGUCUACGCAUCUAA